Molecule: messenger RNA, 3417 nt
Organism: Juglans microcarpa x Juglans regia
Lineage: Eukaryota; Viridiplantae; Streptophyta; Magnoliopsida; Fagales; Juglandaceae
Product: endonuclease MutS2
Exons: 21
Coding region: 90-2609 (839 amino acids)
Biological process (GO): mismatch repair; negative regulation of DNA recombination
Molecular function (GO): endonuclease activity; ATP binding; ATP hydrolysis activity
Source: RefSeq, a predicted model, not a curated record
GUAAAUCUAGCCACACGUUGUGCUUUCUAUCCAGGUCUCUCUUCCACGUACCAACGGUUUCUGUAGCUAAAGCCCAAAGAGAGACGGGAAUGGAUUACUGCGCAUUGUUUGUAAAUCCCAACGCCACCUCAGUCUCUGUUUUUCCGAUUACUAUUAUCAAAUCCGUUAGAUUCAAAUACCCAUGUUUCCUCAAACAAUCCCCCGUCUCCGCAAACCUUUCUAUUACCUACGACGACGAAGCUGCCAACAAGAAAUCCUCGGUUCACCACGAUAGUCUCAGAGUUCUCGAAUGGGGCAGUCUCUGCGACGCCGUCGCAUCCUUUGCCGGCACUUCCUUGGGCCGCGAAGCUACCAAAGCCCAGCUGUGCUCUCUGAACCAGACGUACGAGGAAAGCCUGAGGCUUCUGGAGGAGACUAAUGCGGCCGUUGAAAUGCACAAGCACGGUGGUUGCAGGUUGGACUUCGGCGGCAUCGACGCAGUUCUCGUGAAAUCUGCUAUCCUACAAGCACAGAGAAGUUUACCGGUGGAUGGGAAUAAGGCGAUGGCUGUUGCAGCUCUACUACAGCUUGCUGACACUCUGCAGUUUAAUCUAAAAGCUGCCAUCAAGGAAGACGAAGAUUGGUACAGACGCUUUAUGCCUCUCACAGAAGAUAUAAUGGGAUUGGUUGUAAAUCGAUCAUUAGUGAAAUUCAUAUUGCAAGUAAUUGAUGAAGAUGGCUCGGUUAAAGACUCUGCGAGUUCAAUGCUGAAACAUGCACGCGAUCGAGUGAGGAUGCUUGAGAGAAAGAUAUAUCAUUUAAUGGAGAGCCUAAUUAGGAAUGAAAAGAGUGAAGCAUCGUUUCUGGAAGUGAGUAACAUUGACGGCCGGUGGUGUAUAAAAUCAGGGGCUGAUCGACUGACAAGUUUUAAGGGUCUACUGUUAUCCAGUGGUUCAUUCACAGGAAGCAUUGUAGAACCACUCUCUGCCGUUCCUUUGAAUGAUGAACUGCAGCAAGCAAGGGCAUCAGCAGCAAAGGCUGAGGCAGAUGUACUCUCAAUGCUAUCAGAAAAGAUGCAAAUGGAUCUUGAUGAAAUUGAACAGUUAUUGAACAUUAUAAUUCGGCUGGAUGUGGUCAAUGCUCGAGCAACCUAUAGUCUUUCAUUUGGAGGCACGUGUCCUGAUUUGUUUCUCCCAGAAGGCAACGGCACUUCUGGUUCUGUUGCAUCCAUAUCAGGAACCAAAUCUUCCAAGGCAGCUUACCCGAUUAAGAGGGAGUGGACAUUGUAUCUGCCAAAAGCUUAUAACCCUUUAUUGCUUCAGCAGCACCGGCAAAUUUUGCAGAAGGCCAGGAAGGAUGUCAGUAAUGCUACUAAUGAAAUCAGGAGGCAAAAGCAAGGUGAGAUUAUGUCACGAAAGGGAGAUGCAGAUAUAGAUCUUUUAUCCUUAGAAAUGCAGGUUACCACUCUAGAACAAGCUCAACCAGUUCCAGUUGACUUUUUUAUAGAUCAUAAAACUCGGGUCUUGGUCAUAACUGGCCCUAAUACCGGAGGCAAAACCAUUUGCUUAAAGACUGUUGGAUUGGCGGCUAUGAUGGCUAAAUCAGGUCUUCACGUUUUAGCUUCUGAAUCUGUAAAAAUCCCUUGGUUUGAUGCUGUUUUUGCUGACAUUGGGGAUGAACAGUCCCUGUCCCAGUCUUUGUCUACCUUCUCUGGCCACUUGAAACGAAUAAGUGACAUUCAAUUUCACUCAACAAGUCAGUCAUUGGUGCUACUAGAUGAAGUUGGUGCGGGAACCAAUCCUCUUGAAGGUGCAGCAUUGGGGAUGUCAUUACUGGAGUCUUUUGCUGAAACUGGUGCUUUGUUGACAAUAGCUACGACACAUCAUGGAGAACUCAAAACCCUGAAAUACAGUAAUGACGCCUUCGAAAACGCAUGCAUGGAGUUCGAUGAAGUCAACUUGAAACCAACAUUCAAGAUUCUCUGGGGUGUACCAGGACGUUCAAAUGCAAUCAAUAUUGCUGAAAGGUUAGGACUCCCCAGUGCAAUUGUAGACAAUGCUCGUGAACUAUAUGGUGCAGCUAGUGCCGAGAUAGAUGAGGUCAUAACUGAUAUGGAAAGGUUCAAGCAAGAUUUCAAGGAGCAAUUAGAGGAAGCGCAACAUCAUGUGCUGCUCUCAAAGGAUCUUUAUGAAAAUCUGUUGGUCGCAAGAAGGAAGAUAAUGGAACAUAGCACCGAUCUAAGAUUAAGGAAGAUGCGUGAAAUAUCCGAGGCUGCAGCAGUGGCACGUUCUAUUCUUCACAGGAAAGUGCGACAGCAUCGUGCAUCUGUAAUUCAAUCUUCACAGCCAAAUCCAGCUGAUAAAAGCCGACAUUCAUUAGGAAUUAAUGGCCAGCAUAACACAGCAGAAUACAGCGAACCUCCUAUUGCAUCUAAGAGUGCAUCUUUUGUUGAAGAUAUUAAGAAAUCACCAUCAGAGAAGUCUCAGCUUCCUAAGAUUGGCGAUAUAGUGUAUGUUUCUUCUCUUGGGAGGAGGGUGACAGUUUUAAGAGUGGAGCCAUCUAAAAAUGAAAUAGUUGUGCAAAGUGGUAACAUGAAGCUGAAGUUAAAGCUCAAUGAUGUUCAGACAUGACUAACAAGGUCUAGUAAUGGUUCUGUUUCACCAUAAAUUAGUCAGCAACUCAGAAGUGGUUAACAGAAUCUAUCAGCAAGGAAAGGGUGAGGAGACCCUCACCAUGGAAUUUGGAAUUCAUGUAUCUCAUAUUUUCAGCCAUGCUCCAAAGACAUUAUGGAGCUAUAAGUUUGAAUUUCUGCUACCCUUUCUGAAUUUGAUCUUCCUCCCAUUGUCUGAUCUCAGCAACUCGGUCAUGUUGAUGUAUAUUCUUUCUACCACUCAUAUAUAUAUGAAUGUAUGUAUGUAUGUAUAUGUAUAUAUGUUGCACAUGGAGGUAUCGUCUGACUUGUAUGUCAAGCCUUAUGGGAAGGCAGAUCGUGUUGGCCGGAUACCCUUUUUAUCUGGUGUACUCAAGGAGCGGGACCAUUGGAAGAAAUGUUAGAUAGAUGGCCAGAAACUUUCUGAAAUGAAAUGUGAAUUUCCAAAACCAGAUGUUUUAAUACUUCAACGAGACAAUUCAUAGUGCAAAGAUAUCCUUGGCAAUGCAAACCCAUAUGCUAGUGGAGGCUCCACAAAAUCAGAAAAAAAAAAAAAAAACUGUGACAUCUCGGAGAUGCUAAAGAAAAGCUGCACAGUAUACUUCUGUUUUACUUAAUUUCUAGUUUAGUUGAACAAUAGAAAUCUAAAGAAUGUCACAGCAAUAAAGAAAUGCUACCCCAUUUAUCCCAUUGGUCGGUCUUCAGAUCAGAUGAUCAAUGAUCUAUCUUGUUAAAUGUGACAGGAAAGUUCAUAUUAGAUGGUGAGAUUAUUUUGACUUCCUGGAAAA